GGCAGUAGCGCAUUAAAAGCAACAUCACUUUUUCCUUCUACCUUUUUGUCCUCUUCUACUCGAUUUUCCUCUUCACCAAAUUAGGGUUUCAAAAAAUUGAAAUGUGGAGGCAAAAUGGAACAACAAAUUGAAUUACCAAUCCAAAUUCAAACCGAAAUCCCUCAAUUAGGGCUCCAACCUUCUUCUUCACCUCAUUCUUCUCAUCCAGGUACCUCUCCGUCGUCCGAACCUGAUCAAACGGCCCAGGAUGACGAUAACUAUCUUCAUCAAGAGCUACAGAACCAGCUCGACUUGAGAGAGGAGUUUAAAGAAUUGAAUGAUUUUCAUGAAGAAGAGGAGGAGGAGGAGGAAUUUAAGAGUGAAGAGAGAGAUAAAAAGAGUGAAUUUUUUUAUGAGAAUGACAACGAGAGCAGUGAGAAGGAAGGUGAUGAUUUAGAGAAGAAGAAUGAAAGAAGUGAUGAAAAUGCUAAUAACAAUAGAAGGUAUCAUCAGUAUCCGGUGAGACCUGAAGCAGAGGAUUGUGCCUUUUAUAUGAAGACUGGGACUUGCAAAUUUGGAGUUAAUUGCAAGUUCAAUCAUCCUGUUAGAAGGAAAAAUCAGGCUGUCAAGGAGAACGUGAAGGAAAGGGAAGAAGCAACAGAGAAGCCUGGCCAGACUGAAUGCAAGUACUACCUGAGGACAGGAGGCUGUAAGUAUGGAAAAGCUUGUAGGUUCAACCACACAAGAGAAAAAACUUUUUCAGUGCCCCCGCUGAAGACACCAAUGCCAUCAAUUUUAGAGCUGAACUUUCUGGGCCUGCCAAUCCGUCCGGGAGAGAAACAGUGCGAGUUUUACAUGCGUAAUGGUUCCUGCAAGUAUGGAGCUACCUGCAAGUAUAAUCAUCCAGAUCCUAUGGCUGUGGGAGGAAGUGACCUGACUUCGGCAUUUGUUAAUGGGGGAACUACUUCUCUACCAGCUCCAUCACCAUCAAGUGUAGGUUCUUGGUCUUCACCGAGGGCAUUAAACGAUCCUACACCCUUUGUGCCAUAUGUGUUUUCACCAACUCGACUUCCUUCUCAAAGUUCAGAGUGGAAUGGAUAUCAGGGUACUCUAUACCCUCCUGAAAGAAGUCUGCAUCCACCUCCAUCUUAUGCCAUGAGCAACCCAGCAACUGAAAGUAAUGUAUAUGCACCUCAGCAACAGCAAACAGUAGUUGAUGAAUUCCCAGAACGACCUGGCCAACAACUGUGCAGUUACUUCAUGAAAUUCGGGGACUGUAAGUUCAAAUCUAACUGCAAAUAUCACCAUCCAAAGAAUCGGAUACCAAAGUCACCCUCAUUAACUCUUAGUGACAAGGGCCUGCCACUGAGACCUCUCUAUUUUUGUCUAUCAAAUCCAGGAUCAAAUCAUCUGCUCUUACUACAGCCGCUAUGGUAUCUGUAAGUUUGGGCCUGCCUGUAAAUUUGAUCAUUCAAUACAACCGCCUUCAUCAGGAUCUGGUGAUGAUCAGCACACUGCCUUUGGCAACUCUGUGACCCAGGAAAAGGCUAGAAUGGCUGAAAGCGGAAAUGGAAGUGAUAUUUCGGUUGAGCAGCCUGUGUAAAAAUUUUGCAUCAAGCUUUGUAGUGUUCUAGGAUCAACAAAACCUAAGACUUUUAAACUUUCUCAUCAAAACAUGGAUGUGUUAUUUCAACUUUUGUUUUUUUUGUUGUACUUUACUCUUUGAGAUGCCACAACCUUUUCAUACAGUGGCAUUAUACAUUUAUCUUUUUUGCGUCA
Messenger RNA from Populus trichocarpa (black cottonwood), 1758 nucleotides. RefSeq names its product zinc finger CCCH domain-containing protein 13. Gene Ontology annotation, molecular function: mRNA binding; metal ion binding. The coding region runs from base 115 to 1422 and encodes 435 amino acids. Lineage: Eukaryota; Viridiplantae; Streptophyta; Magnoliopsida; Malpighiales; Salicaceae. The transcript is spliced from 6 exons. The record is from RefSeq and is a predicted model, not a curated record.